AUGAAGAUUCUUAAACCCAUAUGUUUUCUUGUUUUCUUCAGCUACAUUAAAUGUCAAAUUCUUCAGACAAGUUUACUACAUGCAGCCAUGCAGCAUCUUAGUACCCAAAAUUAUGUGGAAGAGAAUUUAAAAGACCUUACCAGCAUUAUGAUUGCUCAGUUUCUUCAGAAAGCAACUUAUGAAGAAAUACAAACUGUGGCUCAACAGUUACUAGAUCUUGUGGAAAAGUGCAAGAAUUUUAAAUCACAUGUGUCAGCCACAGAAUGUGCUCAUCAGUUGAUGACCAGCUUCCUAGAGCAUAUUUGUGACAACCAAGGAAUGCUUGCCAAAUACCUGUUUACUAACUGUUGUAAUACAAAUAGCACAGCAAGGCUCAAGUGCUUCUUAUUCUAUAAAAAAGAUUAUGGARAUCACAAGGAUGGAUUCCAAAGUCUAAAGCCUGAGAUGAUCUGUGAAAUGGACAAAGAAAAUCAAGUGACCAUGAAGGAGAGGUACAGUUAUGAAAUUUCUAGAAGGCAUCCAUACUUAUAUGGACCCACUAUCCUGACCAUGUCUGCUUGCUACAAAACAGCUAUUCAGUCAUGUUGUCAAGAGGAAAAUAAGACCGAAUGCCUGCAGAUAAAGCUAGAACCCAUCAGAAAAUACAUUAGAGAAAUAUCUUUGAGACAUCAUCAUUUAUGUGAAAUUGGGGUUAAAUUCAACCACAAAGUAGCAAAAGCUGUGGAAUUGGUUCUGCUCACUAAAAAACAACCUAAAUCUAAUUUUUCUGAAAUUGCCAAACUGACCACUGAUGUUAAAAAUCUGCAUGAGACCUGCUGUGAAGGAAACACAGUUGCGUGUGCUCUUGGUAGGAGCCAGCUUAUGAACUACACCUGCUCUACACAGGCUGCCCUAUCCAGCAAGAUCACUCAGUGCUGUGAACUUCCAGCGCCAUUCCGAGGGGAAUGUAUUAUCAACGCAGGAAAUGAGGACAAACCUGACCUUUCAUCCCUGCCACUCAGCAGGUUUACAGAAGACCGAUUUGUAUGCGAACGAUUCACUGACAACCAAGAUGACUUUCUACAAGAGUUUCUCUAUGAAUAUUCAAGAAGACAWCCAGAGUUGGCAGUUCYAGUGAUUUUAAGAGUAGAAGCAAAAUAUAAAAAUUUAUUGGAAAAAUGUUGUAAAUUAGAAAAACCUUUGGAAUGCUAUAGUCAUGCGGAAGUGCUGUUCCAAAGAGUGGUACRAGAAAGCCGUGAUCAUGUGAAAAAUUACUGUGAUUUACAUGAAAAAUUGGGAGAUAGUAACUUCCAUGACAGGCUCAUGGUCCUUUACACCAAGAAAGCUCCACAACUAUCUGCUCAAGAAUUGGUUAUGUUCACAAAGAAGAUGGCAGCUGCAGCCUCCAGAUGCUGCCCACAAAGUGAUGAGCAACAGUUUGUCUGUAUUGAGGACUCGGCAAAGCUAAUUCUUGGAGCUCUGUGCAGAAGACAUGAGGUUGAGCCUAUCAAUGCUGGUGUGGGUCACUGCUGUGACAACUCAUAUGCCUUCAGAAAGCCAUGUUUUGAUGAUCUGCCAGUAGACGGAACUUAUGUUUCUCCAUCUUUACCUUGUGACCAAGUCAUCAUCCUUAAAGAGGACUUGUGCAAAGCUCAGGAGAAGGAACUCCAAAUUGAAAAGCAAAAGCUCCUCAGCAGCCUCGUGCGGCAGAAACCAUCUGCAACAGAGGAGCAGUUCCAGUGGGUACUUGUGGACUUCACGUACCUGGUGGAGAUGUGCUGCCAUGCAGAGGAAAGUGACAUGUGUUUUCAGAAAGAGGGGUCAAAACUGAUUGAAAAGUGCCAGUCUUUCCUGGAAGACUAA
Messenger RNA from Urocitellus parryii (Arctic ground squirrel), 1842 nucleotides. Its product is annotated as alpha-fetoprotein-like. Gene Ontology annotation, biological process: transport. The record is from RefSeq and is a predicted model, not a curated record. Lineage: Eukaryota; Metazoa; Chordata; Mammalia; Rodentia; Sciuridae. Gene Ontology annotation, cellular component: cytoplasm; blood microparticle. Gene Ontology annotation, molecular function: small molecule binding.